Molecule: messenger RNA, 4972 nt
Organism: Cynoglossus semilaevis (tongue sole)
Lineage: Eukaryota; Metazoa; Chordata; Actinopteri; Pleuronectiformes; Cynoglossidae
Gene: kcnt1a
Product: potassium sodium-activated channel subfamily T member 1a
Exons: 31
Coding region: 406-4200 (1264 amino acids)
Biological process (GO): potassium ion transmembrane transport
Cellular component (GO): plasma membrane
Molecular function (GO): intracellular sodium-activated potassium channel activity; outward rectifier potassium channel activity
Source: RefSeq, a predicted model, not a curated record
GACAUGGGAUUUUCAGUUGUCAUUUUGCCUUGGUUGAACUGUGUUUAGUUUUUUAUUUUCAAAAACAACUCUUAAAACCACCAACAGAUGGAGCCAGUCUUCCCUCCUCUGUCAUCAAGUGAAGUUGGUGACAAUUUACACAGUUGUGUUCCGAGGUAUGUAGUCGGUGUACAGCCAACAUUUUGCAGAGAAAACUGUCAUCUCCUCAUGACUGCAGCCCACGGUCCUGCAGCGAUACUUCAACCAGAGUUUUACAGACACUUGUCUUUUCUUGACACUUCACCCUCACCCUCCUGAACUCACCCAGCCGCCCACACUCACUCAUGAUGCACCUGUUUAGGUGAAAGGCACUGGAAAGAGUCGGCAAAGCUGUCGGAAACAACACGAGCUCAUCUUCCUCCUCCGAUGCAAUUAAUGCAGGAAGGAGCGAGCGUCAGGGGGGACUCCGCAGAGCCGCACACCGAGCACAGCGCAGGAUCUCUGGACAACAUGUGCAGCGAGUGUUACGUCAAUCAGUCUUUCGUGAACGACGACGGCACCGUGAUCGACCACAAACCAGGCUCUUCUACAGCACCACCACCACAGUCCACCAGCUGCAGCAGUGGGGUAAUCUUGGACAUCUCCACCCUCAAGAUGGAGCAGGUGGAGAGUGAAGUGCCUCCUCUGCCGCCGCGUUUCCGUUUCCGAGACCUGCUGCUGGGAGACCAAAGCUUCCAGAAUGAUGACAGGGUGCAGGUCGAGUUCUACGUGAAUGAAAACACCUUCAAGGAGCGUCUGAAGCUGUUCUUCAUCAAAAACCAAAGAUCCAGUCUAAGGAUUCGAGUGUUCAACUUCUCCCUGAAGCUGCUCACCUGUCUGCUGUACAUCAUCAGAGUGAUGACGGACAACCCCGACCAGAGCAGCAGCUCCAGCCACAGUGUGGGUCAACAGAACAAUCCCAGCGGCAACAGCAAAUGUGUUGACUGCCAGUGGAAUGGAUCAGAGCAGGACAGAGAAAUCAACUGGGAGCUGAUCUUCUGGGUGGACAGAAAAGCUCCGGUGUGGGCCAUUCAAGUGAUCGUGGCCAUCAUUAGUUUUCUGGAGACAAUGUUACUGAUGUAUCUGAGCUACAAGGGGAACAUUUGGGAACAGAUUUUCCAGGUGUCGUUUCUUCUGGAGAUGAUCAAUACAGUUCCCUUCAUCAUUACAAUUUUUUGGCCUUCCAUCAGGAACAUUUUCAUUCCCGUGUUUCUUAACUGCUGGCUGGCCAAGUGUGCCCUGGAGAACAUGAUUAACGAUGUCCACAGAGCCAUCCAGAGGACCAACUCAGCCAUGUUCAACCAGGUCCUCAUUCUCAUCUGCACCUUACUCUGCCUCGUCUUCACUGGCACAUGUGGAAUCCAACAUCUGGAACGAGCGGGAAAGAACCUCACUCUCUUCAAUUCCUUCUACUUUUGCAUCGUCACCUUCUCCACCGUGGGCUUCGGAGACGUGACUCCUCGCAUAUGGCCGUCCCAGCUGCUCGUAGUCAUCAUGAUCUGCGUAGCUCUCGUGGUGCUCCCUCUGCAGUUUGAGGAGCUGAUCUACCUGUGGAUGGAGAGACAGAAGUCUGGAGGGAAUUACAGUCGCCACAGAGCGCAGACGGAGAAACACAUCGUACUGUGUGUGAGCGCGCUCAAAAUAGACCUGCUCAUGGACUUUCUCAAUGAGUUCUACGCACAUCCUAGACUGCAGGAUUACUACGUGGUGAUCCUGUGUCCAAGUGAAAUGGACCUUCAGGUGCGGAGAGUUCUGCAGAUCCCGCUGUGGUCACAGAGGGUCAUCUAUCUCCAAGGAUCGGUUCUCAAGGACCAGGAUCUGCUGAGAGCCAAGAUGGACGAUGCAGAGGCUUGCUUUAUUCUGAGCAGUCGCAAUGAGGGGGAUCGAACCGCUGCGGACCACCAGACCAUCCUGAGAGCCUGGGCCGUCAAGGACUUUGCUCCAAACUGUCCACUUUACGUUCAAAUACUCAAACCUGAAAAUAAGUUUCAUGUGAAAUUUGCAGAUCAUGUUGUGUGUGAGGAGGAGUUCAAAUACGCCAUGUUGGCUCUGAACUGCGUGUGUCCCGCCACCUCCACCUUGGUCACUCUGCUCGUCCACACCUCCCGUGGACGAGAAGGACAGCAGUCUCCGGAGCAGUGGCAGAGGAUGUACGGAUGUUGCUCCGGCAACGAGGUCUAUCACAUCCGACUGUGUGACAGCAAGUUCUUUGGGGAGUAUAAUGGCAAGAGCUUCACGUACGCCUCCUUUCACGCUCACAAGAAGUAUGGAGUUUGUCUGAUUGGUAUAAAGAGGGAGGAAAACAAGAACAUCCUCCUGAACCCUGGUCCUCGCCACAUCAUGGCCGCCACGGACACAUGCUACUACAUCAACAUCACCAAGGAAGAGAACUCCGCCUUCAUCUUUAACCAGGAGGAGAGGAAGGGUCGUCCAGCAGGGGGACUCUACGACGGACCCUCACAGCUUCCUGUACACAGCAUCAUCGCCAGCAUGGGGACUGUCGCCAUGGACCUCCAGAACACCAGCCCGCCCGAGGACUCGGGGGGUAAACUGGUGCCCCCUACAGUCAAUGGGACAGGGAGCCGUCGGCCCAGCAUCGCUCCUGUCCAGGAGCUGGCAGACUCCUCCUCUAUCCUGCCAUGUGACCUCCUCAGUGACCAGUCAGAAGACGACUCGGUCUUCACGGAUGAGAAGGAUUCCUCAUGUCUUGAGUAUGUAAAGGGUUAUCCCCCUAACUCCCCGUACAUCGGAAGCUCGCCCACCUUGUGUCAUCUGUUAGCUGAGAAAGCCCCAUUUUGCUGCCUACGACUGGACCAGGGUUGCAGGCACAACAGUUUUGAAGAUGCUAAAGCGUACGGUUUUAAAAACAAACUCAUCAUUGUAUCUGCUGAGACGGCAGGAAACGGCCUCUACAACUUCAUCGUGCCUCUGAGAGCCUACUACAGGUCCAGGAAAGAACUCAAUCCCAUUGUUCUGCUGCUGGACAACCCACCAGAUCAUCACUUUCUGGAAGCCAUCUGCUGUUUCCCUAUGGUCUACUACAUGGCUGGCACCAUGGACAACCUUGACAGUUUGCUGCAGUGUGGCAUAAUCUAUGCAGACAAUUUGGUUGUUGUGGAUAAAGAGAGUACAAUGAGCGCUGAGGAGGACUACAUGGCCGACGCCAAGACCAUUGUCAAUGUGCAGACAAUGUUCAGAUUGUUUCCCAGUCUCAGCAUCAUCACAGAGCUGACUCAUCCGUCCAACAUGAGAUUUAUGCAGUUCAGAGCAAAGGACUGUUAUUCACUGGCGCUCUCAAAGCUGGAGAAGAAAGAGCGUGACAAAGGUUCCAACCUGGCCUUCAUGUUCCGCCUCCCCUUCGCUGCAGGCAGAGUGUUCAGCAUCAGCAUGUUGGACACACUUCUCUAUCAGUCUUUUGUGAAGGAUUACAUGAUCCUCAUCGCCAGGCUGCUGCUGGGACUGGACACCACUCCAGGAUCGGGAUACCUCUGCGCUAUGAAAGUGAAUGAGGAAGAUCUGUGGAUUAGCACCUACGGCAGACUGUUCCAGAAACUCUGCUCAUCGAGUGCGGAAAUUCCAAUCGGCAUCUAUCGAACUGAGUGCCACAUUUUUGCGUCUUCUGAGUCUCAGGUCUCAGUCAGUGUUGAUGACUGUGAAGACACCAAGGACAAGGCCGAAGAAGCCCGCAGCACCGACCAAACAGAUCACCCACUGCUGAGGAAGAAGAGCAUGCAGUGGGCACGGCGGCUCAGCAAGAAAGGUGGGAAAUGGCAGGGACUCAGCAGGGAUUCUAGCAAGGAGCACAGCCAGCGCAUCACCCAGCAACGCCUCAGUCUUUACAGACGCUCCGAGAGGGAGGAGCUGUCUGAUCUGAUCCGGAACCGUAUGAGACACCUGGGCCUCCCCACCUCGGGAUACGACCUCGCCAAUCUCACCGCCAGUGACGUCAUGAACAGAGUCAAUCUGGGCUACUUACAAGAUGAACAGAACGAUCAGCAAAACACACUGUCAUAUGUUCUGAUCAACCCUUCACCUGACACCAGGCUGGAACUCAACGAUAUUGUGUACCUGAUUCGUUCAGACCCUCUCGCUCAUGUACCUGAUGAACCUCCUGUCAACCACAGCACCUUGAAAGAAAGACACAAGUCGGGCUUGGAAACCAGAGAGGACGCUCAUCACUGAAGAGACGCCGACCCUCCGUCCUCAAACUCACUCCUCUCCCCCUUUACUGCCCUCUACAUACGAGUCUGGUUCUGUCCACACAGGUCCAGUCUGAGCGACAGGGCGGGUUGUGCCGUGUGACUCACUCGCUGUGGUCUGAGACAGAGCGCCUCAAACGAAUGUGUGACAGGAAUUCUCUGGAACCACUUGAGUGAAAACAUUUUAAAACAUUUUAAAGUAUUUGCCUGGAUCAGCUGUAUAUAAGGAACGUGUCAUAGUCACGGUGAACACAUGUCAGAUAUUUAUCGACGUUUGGCUCAAGUAAAAUCUCUGCAUUAAAAGUAUAUUUCAGUUUGACUGUGUAGCUAAAGGAAACUUCUAGAUGUUCAAGCAUCGGUGGUUACACACUUGAUACAGUAUGUUGUGUGGCUUUUCAGUGGCUCAGUCCAACCCUUGUUUAACCCUUUAAUCCUGUUUUAUGUCACAUGUUCAGUAUUUUACAUUAAGAGGUGUUUGAUGUAUUUCUCUCCGAUCGGAAAAAUAAUGUAUUUUUUAAAGGGUUUCGUCAUUUUCACAGCAAUUUACAAUUGUAAAUUGUAAACUUGAUUGAAAUAUUUGUAUGUCAGGUUCAUUUUGUCCCAUUUGGCACAUUAAAGUGGCAUCAUUUAAAAAAAAAAAGACAACUGUAAAUGUUUUACUUUUUACUUUAACUUAACUAAGGUUUUGACAUUUAAUAAGGUUCAGGUUGUAGAUAAGGACACACACAUAAAACACAGGUGGGCAAACUGAGGUU